This is a messenger RNA of Brassicogethes aeneus, 363 nucleotides long. NCBI's taxonomy places the organism in Eukaryota, Metazoa, Arthropoda, Insecta, Coleoptera, Nitidulidae. The record is from the annotation of a GenBank genome assembly.
AUGACUCUUGAGUCUGCAAUGCAUGCAUUGAAAUCACCGAAAUUAUUUGUUGAAUCCAAAAGAGACGAGUUUGACAAAUACGAAGAAGCUGCUAAAGGAAUAUCAAGAACUGACCAGUACGUACAAUCUCGCACCAGAACUAGAAAUGUGAGGUUGGAUCCGCUCGAUUAUAUGAAAGCACAAGAUGCCAACUUGUCACGAAAAGAUAAAUUUAAAGUGCCAGGCUUUAUCCCAGUGAUCGAUCAGCUAUGUGUUUCUCUUACUGAAAGAUUGCAUGCAUACGAUGAUGUACCUACGUUCAAAAUUUGGAUUUCUCAAUCAUCUAGAGAUGGAUGCUGCAAAUUUGUAUACUGCAGCAGAUGA